AAGGAUGGAGUAGUCCGAGCCGGCGCAGAGGAGCUAGCAGCGCAGCUAGUGCUGACCCAUUGAUAGUCUCUUGAGUCUCUAAGUUUACAGGGACCUCAGGAUGGCUUAGGGGGCAACUUCUAUCCAAGUCACCAUGUAUGGAAGCUGCCUUUUAGAAAAAGAAGCAAGUAUGUACCCAGGCACUCUCAGGAGCCCCGGAGGAAGCAGCACAGCAGGAGUGGGCACCUCUGGGGGCAGUGGUAGUCCUCUCCCUGCCUCCAACUUUACUGCAGCCCCAGUUUACCCACACUACAUGGGGUAUCCUCAUAUGUCCAACAUGGAUCCUCACGGGCCUUCGCUGGGAGCCUGGAACUCACCCUACAGUCCACCCCGGGAAGACUGGAGUACAUACCCUGGGCCGCCCAGUACAAUGGGCACAGUGCCCAUGAACGACAUGACCUCCCCAGCUUUCGGCUCCCCAGACUACAGCACUCUGGGCACCACCAGCGGAGCAAGCAACGGCGGUAGCUUGCCAGACCCGGUCAGCGAGUCACUGGUUUCCAUCAACUCAGGCACCUCUGGCGCCACUUCUCCCAGCAGGAGCCGCCACAGCCCCUACGCGUGGAUGCGCAAGACUGUGCAGGUGACCGGGAAAACCAGGACAAAAGAAAAGUAUCGUGUGGUUUACACGGAUCAUCAAAGGCUGGAGCUGGAAAAGGAAUUUCACUGCAAUAGAUACAUCACCAUCCGGAGGAAGUCAGAGCUGGCAGUUAACCUGGGCCUUUCUGAGAGACAGGUGAAAAUCUGGUUUCAGAAUCGCAGAGCCAAGGAGAGGAAGAUGAUCAAAAAGAAAAUCUCCCAGUUUGAGAACAGUGGAGGUUCCGUGCAAAGUGACUCUGGCUCCAUUAGCCCCGGAGAACUGCCUAAUGCUUUCUUCACCACUCCAUCAGCUGUCCGUGGAUUUCAGCCAAUUGAGAUACAGCAGGUCAUAGUUUCCGAAUGAAACAGGAGCAGAGAAACUGAAGCAUCCUUCCUAUUACAGCAUCUCUUUGGCCUCUAAGAUAACAGCAGGGCAGUUGAGAUUGGAUAUAAUUCCUUAUAAGACACAAUUCCCAACAAGUAGACACACAAGGAGUUGGAGAUAUUUCAGAAGACUCUAAUAUUCAGAAACCAUUCCUAGACAACUCUUAUUCCAUGCUGUUAUAUGGG
Molecule: messenger RNA, 1188 nt
Organism: Mastomys coucha (southern multimammate mouse)
Lineage: Eukaryota; Metazoa; Chordata; Mammalia; Rodentia; Muridae
Gene: Cdx4
Product: caudal type homeobox 4
Exons: 3
Coding region: 134-982 (282 amino acids)
Biological process (GO): regulation of transcription by RNA polymerase II; cell differentiation; embryo development
Cellular component (GO): nucleus
Molecular function (GO): DNA-binding transcription factor activity, RNA polymerase II-specific; RNA polymerase II transcription regulatory region sequence-specific DNA binding
Source: RefSeq, a predicted model, not a curated record